AUGAGUUUAAUUGUUGUUUCACAACAUAAAGAAACCGAGAAAGAAAAAAAGAAAAAGUGCGAAAUUAAUCUAGAAAAAUUAUCUUUUGAUCUGUUCUUCUCAUUAAACUUCUCACAGUCAAAUUUUUCACAAGAAUUUCUUUUCUUUUAUUUCGAUGAUUGCGCUUUAAGAGAGGGAUUUAAGAUAAUUGUGUUAUUACGAGAUGAAAUGGUGUUAGAUGAGGGCAGUCAUUGCGUGAACCCACAUAGAACUCUAUGGUCUGGUUUGCUGAUCCGCAGAAAAUAA
Molecule: messenger RNA, 285 nt
Organism: Clunio marinus
Lineage: Eukaryota; Metazoa; Arthropoda; Insecta; Diptera; Chironomidae
Source: the annotation of a GenBank genome assembly